AUGAGAAUUCCACCACUUCCAGUAGCAUUCUUCCUGGUUUUUUCCCCCGUCUCUGUCUUCUGUGACCCCAGAGAGCCUCCAGUCCUGCACCAUGAAGCUCCACUUGAAACACGCUCUCUGUUUGCUCCUCUGGACGAUGUACGUCUCCUGUCCAACGGCCUCCUGAAGCUUGGCCAGAGCAUGCGGGAGUUUGUGCAACAGACAAAGGGGCAGAUCAACACCAUCUUCCAGAAGCUGAACAUUUUCGACCGCUCCUUUGUCCAGCUGUCAGCGUUAGCCGGUGAGAUCAAGGAGGGGGAGGAGGAGCUAAAACAAACUGCAGAGGUGCUGAACACAAACAAUGAAGAAAUCAGGGAGCUGUCUGAAACGAUCAACUCUAAAAUGGAGACCAUCCUGCAGGAGAAAAGCCAUCUCCUGAACAAAGUAGAGAGUCUGGAAGAGAAGCUGAGCAGGCUGGUUGUGGGCCGAGCCACGGUGACGCAGAUAGCAGAGAUCAGCAGCCUCAGAGAAGUUAUCCAGCAUCAGAAGCGGAGCAUUAAAAACCUUUUGCAAGCUAUUGAGGAACAAGGUAGACAUCUGGACCUGCAGACGGUGAAGAUCAGGCUUCUGGAAGAAAAGCUAGCUGGCAGCACAUCAGUUCAGGAGACAUUUGAGAAUGUGCUGGAGAUCCCCAAGUCUGAAGUACAACUACCUGCCUCUUAUCCGACCUCAGGCACCAUAAGUACUGGAGUGAUGGAUCUACCAUCAGAUUGCACUGAACUGUUCGAUAAAGGUGAACGGAGUAACGGAAUCUAUGCCGUCAAACCCAACGGAUCUGAGCCCUUUAUGGCCUUUUGCGAUAUGAGCAGAGGCCACGGAGAAACAGUUAUCCAGCGAAGGAGAGAUGGUUCACUGAAUUUUAAUCAACCAUGGGAAAAGUAUGAGAAUGGAUUCGGCGAUUUGCAAUGGGAGUUUUGGUUGGGCCUCAAGAAAAUCUACCCUCUGGCCUCUCAGGGCAAUUCUGUUCUUCACAUCGAGCUGGAAGACUGGAAGCAGAACAGAUACUUUAUUGAAUACAGAUUUUACCUAGAAGGUCCAGAGAGUGAUUAUGCUAUUCAACUCAUUCAUCUGUCUGGAAGUCUGCCUAACCCUAUGAGCAAUCACACACGAGUGGUGUUUUCUACAAAGGACAGAGACAAUGGCAGCCAUUGGACCUCAAGAUGUGCCCAACCCCAUUCAGGUGGGUGGUGGUUUACCUGCUGCAGAGAUGCCAACUUAAAUGAUAAAUAUUUGCGCACAAGAGGUAAUGUGCGCUCUGAGCGAAGGAAAGGGAUCCAGUGGAGGUCAGGACGAAAGGCGUUUUACUCCUUUAUCUUCACCCAAAUCUCCAUCCGUUCUGUUGACUCCUUCAGCCCCACCGAUCGCUAAUCAAUGAUGCCGCUGGCCGUCUCUA
Molecule: messenger RNA, 1432 nt
Organism: Cyprinodon variegatus (sheepshead minnow)
Lineage: Eukaryota; Metazoa; Chordata; Actinopteri; Cyprinodontiformes; Cyprinodontidae
Product: angiopoietin-related protein 3-like
Exons: 7
Coding region: 1-1407 (468 amino acids)
Biological process (GO): phospholipid homeostasis; triglyceride homeostasis; cholesterol homeostasis
Source: RefSeq, a predicted model, not a curated record